Messenger RNA from Coregonus sp. 'balchen', 7241 nucleotides. The record is from the annotation of a GenBank genome assembly. Lineage: Eukaryota; Metazoa; Chordata; Actinopteri; Salmoniformes; Salmonidae.
AUGGAUGAACUCAAACACCAAGUAAUGAUAAACCAGUUCGUCUUGACAGCGGGUUGUGCGGCAGAUCAGGCAAAGCAGCUUUUGCAAGCAGCACAUUGGCAAUUUGAGGUACGGGGUUAGCUACGAUCAAUAGCGAGAUGGCUUGCUACUGUUUAUGUCUGACUGCGGAUGUGACAGACAGUACAUUUAGUUUUGACCGGGCUGCGAUGUUCAUUAUUGUUGGUCAUGGCCGAAAUGUGAUGUUGCACAAGAACAUUCGAAGAGAAAGAUCAGUAUCAACAAUUAAACUCAACUUCUAACAUGUAUUUUUUUGUAUUUGAUCGAAUUGUUCUAUUGCAUUUAUGUACUUUAUAAAUAUCCGUAGUAUCCAUUAAGUAAGGCUGGAAUGGGAAAAGCUUACCCAGUCAAUAUCAAAUUAGAAUUUACUCUAGAGAUUAAAUAUACUAGUAGCUAUAAUCCUGUUCCCAUGCAGCGGCAAGGCGAGGCUAGAAAAUGCAAUCAUGCAAUCAAGACAACCGUUCGUUUGUUUUGACAGCUCAUGAUUGUUUAGUCUGCACAGAAUAGUGAAAUAGAUUUUUCACAUCACAUUUGAUUCAGCUCCAUUGUUUAUGUGCUGAAUGUUUUUGUAAACACAAACUGUAAUGACAUACAUUUCUAAAAAACGAUUUAUUUUUAAAAUACAUGUUCUGUGUUCUAUGUAUUAGAGGCUAAAUGUUAUUGAUCGAAUUAUAUUAUAUUUUUGUUUUAGACUGCCCUCAGUGCCUUUUUUCAAGAAACGAAUAUUCCAUACGGUCACCAUCAUCAAAUGGUAAGUAUGGGCUCCGUAUUUGAAUGCACUCUACUCUUCACCUAAUCCUUUUUUAAUAUGAUGGUGUUAUUUAUUACAAUAGUAUUACUAACAGUGUCUAUAGUAGUAUAGUAGUACUUCUCUUAGUUAAUUAAUUACUUAGAAAACGAUCAUUAUGAUAUUGUAGCAACAAUAACAAAGCACAUGUCGGCCAUGUUGCGUAGUCGGGGUCUCAGUAAACAGAGGCAUGCUUGCAGCAGCAUCAGCCAGGUUCGGUUCAGCCAGCACGGCUGCGUUCGAUCAGAACGUUGGUGAUCAUGGAAUGGAAAGGUGGGAAGUUGCUUGAUGGAUUCGAAUAAUAUGUCGGUGAUAUGUGGACUGCAUAGUGGUGGAUACACGUGAACGGAUUUUACAUAAUGUGUGCCACAAACACCAUGUUGUGUUUCUGUGAAAAAUGGAUAUUUCACAGAAAAGGACAGCCAAUCCCUGCUGCUGCAGUUGUCUCAAUUUGUCUGACUAUGUUACAUCAUUAUGAGUUGCUCUAACUGUAUUACAUGUAUAAAGCAAUAGUGUAAACAAAAUCACAAGCAUAACAUUGUCAGUCAGUCAGACUUGCAACAGUGCCUGAAUAUUAUAGAACACUUGUUAUGAUUUUGUAAGCACCACACUGCCCACUCAGUGGCACAUAGGCCUUUGUAUUGAGCUGCAUGGCAUGGCAGUUUCUAGCAACAUCUGCGUUCUGGAACACACCAUAGAUGGGGAUUUUUUGACAUGUUGAUCAGUUUGGAGCUGAGCAGAAGCCCAUCCCUGUGUCUGUCCAGAUUCUCUCAUGUCAGUUGGCCACACCACACUAGUGGACAUUUUAGUGUCAAUGCUGCUGUGUGAAUGCAAUGAUUGGUAUCAGAUAUACGUUUUUAUUGGGGUGCAUGGCCUGAUGCUUACAUUACAGUGUAUUCAUACAACACUGUUUAUUUAAGCUGGAGAAUAUGGUGUUUUACCUGCAGCUUUUGUGAUUGAAAAUACAAAACUGUAAGAGUGAUACAAUCGAGACCUGAUGACAUCUAUUAGCUGUGCAGAAACAAUACGUCUACCCUCCAACCAUCUAGUAGCUGUGCAGAAACAAUAUGUCUACCCUCCAACCAUCUAUUAGCUGUGCAGAAACAAUACGUCUACCCUCCAACCAUCUAUUACAGUGGGGGAAAAAAGUAUUUAGUCAGCCACCAAUUGUGCAAGUUCUCCCACUUAAAAAGAUGAGAGAGGCCUGUAAUUUUCACCAUAGGUACACGUCAACUAUGACAGACAAAAUGAGAAAAAAAAAUCAAGAAAAUCACAUUGUAGGAUUUUUAAUGAAUUUAUUUGCAAAUUAUGGUGGAAAAUAAGUAUUUGGUCAAUAACAAAAGUUUCUCAAUACUUUGUUAUAUACCCUUUGUUGGCAAUGACACAGGUCAAAUGUUUUCUUUAAGUCUUCACAAGGUUUUCACACACUGUUGCUGGUAUUUUGGCCCAUUCCUCCAUGCAGAUCUCCUCUAGAGCAGUGAUGUUUUGGGGCUGUCGCUGGGCAACACGGACUUUCAACUCCCUCCAAAGAUUUUCUAUGGUGUUGAGAUCUGGAGACUGGCUAGGCCACUCCAGGACCUUGAAAUGCUUCUUACGAAGCCACUCCUUCGUUGCCCGGGCGGUGUGUUUGGGAUCAUUGUCAUGCUGAAAGAUCCAGCCAUGUUUCAUCUUCAAUGCCCUUGCUGAUGGAAGGAGGUUUUCACUCAAAAUCUCACGAUACAUGGCCCCAUUCAUUCUUUCCUUUACACGGAUCAGUCGUCCUGGUCCCUUUGCAGAAAAACAGCUCCAAAGCAUGAUGUUUCCACCCCCAUGCUUCACAGUAGGUAUGGUGUUCUUUGGAUGCAACUCAGCAUUCUUUGUCCUCCAAACACGACGAGUUGAGUUUUUACCAAAAGUUCUAUUUUGGUUUCAUCUGACCAUAUGACAUUCUCCCAAUCCUCUUCUGGAUCAUCCAAAUGCACUCUAGCAAACUUCAGAUGGGCCUGGACAUGUACUGGCUUAAGCAGGGGGACACGUCUGGCACUGCAGGAUUUGAGUCCCUGGCGGCGUAGUGUGUUACUGAUGGUAGGCUUUGUUACUUUGGUCCCAGCUCUCUGCAGGUCAUUCACUAGGUCCCCCCGUGUGGUUCUGGGAUUUUUGCUCACCGUUCUUGUGAUCAUUUUGACCCCACGGGGUGAGAUCUUGCGUGGAGCCUCAGAUCGAGGGAGAUUAUCAGUGGUCUUGUAUGUCUUCCAUUUCCUAAUAAUUGCUCCCACAGUUGAUUUCUUCAAACCAAGCUGCUUACCUAUUGCAGAUUCAGUCUUCCCAGCCUGGUGCAGGUCUACAAUUUUGUUUCUGGUGUCCUUUGACAGCUCUUUGGUCUUGGCCAUAGUGGAGUUUGGAGUGUGACUGUUUGAGGUUGUGGACAGGUAUCUUUUAUACUGAUAACAAGUUCAAACAGGUGCCUUUAAUACAGGUAACGAGUGGAGGACAGAGGAGCCUCUUAAAGAAGAAGUUACAGGUCUGUGAGAGCCAGAAAUCUUGCUUGUUUGUAGGUGACCAAAUACUUAUUUUCCACCAUAAUUUGCAAAUAAAUUCAUAAAAAAUCCUACAAUUUGUCUGUCAUAGUUGACGUGUACCUAUGAUGAAAAUUACAGGCCUCUCUCAUCUUUUUAAGUGGGAGAACUUGCACAAUUGGUGGCUGACUAAAUACUUUUUUCCCCCACUGUAGCUGUGCAGAAACAAUACGUCUACCCUCCAACCAUCUAUUAGCUGUGUAGAAACAAUACGUCUACCCUCCAACCUUUUUUAGCCUAUAUGUGUGUCACCUGAAAUGACUUUUUAAUUUAGUAAGUCAAUAUUCACGCAGAUAUAGGUGAACCUGGGUCGUACACUUGUAUUUGUGUACAGUAGCCUUUAUCAUAUCAGUAGGGGGGAAUUUCAUAUCCAUAGACAUGGAAUAAUGAACCUCAGUCUCAAUACAGAACAGAUUGGUGUGUGUGUGGUAUACUGCAUGGCAGGCUGCAGCCAUUGCCAACCCACUGGAGCCUGUAUGUGUGACUUAGUUAUAGAGACUUAAUCCACUUUGCUCCAGUAUUUCCUCCGACUGACACACUUUCUAGUGAUUGACGGACCUGAUGGAUACAGCAAAAGCUCCAUAAAGGGAACCGGUGUAAAUCAGGUCCUGAGCAACUGUACUGAACAUUAACCAUGUCUAUGCUCUACAGUACGAUACACAUCAAUAUAAUACUACCUUUAACAUAUAUGGUAAGAUACUUAGCUACGUGUUUGCAUGUAGUGUUCUAAUGUACGCUAACCUCUUGUCCUCAAGCAGGAGGGAUUUCUCUAUUCUAUGCUCAUGAAUUCACAUAAAAUGUUUAUCCUCAGUAUAAUGAGAUCACUGUUCCAGAGUAUACUAUAAAAUAUUAUCUUUAGCUUUAACGUCUUUUUUUUAGCUAAUUCUAAAUUGUAUUUACCCUAGCAUCAACACAUUCUACCUAUGAGCUUAUUCCAGCUGGAGAUUGAUUACCAAUUACAUAUCGACUGGCCACAGUAGCGGCAUGCAGCACCCCCUGGCUCUUUUUGCAUAAUGUUGUGAAAGGCGGAGAUUUAGCCUAACUUUAGCUUUUUAUUAUUUUUUCAGCAGCUAUUGCAAAGCUAGAGGAGUGACGUGCCCGUUCCCUUGCACAACAUAAACAAAUGUUCAUCUUUGCACAGACACAGAUUUGAUGUGUGUGUGUUUGUACACAAUCUUUUUUCAGAGAGUAUAACAGGCUUCAAAUGAGUCAUGUGUUUAUUGGACGGAAUACUAAUGAAGCAUCCUCUGUUUGACAACACAAGGACUAAUGGGCGUGAAGCAGCCCCUUUACUGACUUCAGUUCUCUGAGCCUGUUACUGAUGUAAGGGGCUUAGGGACAAGCCUUGUGCCUGUAGUUAAAGUGAGACUUAGCCUAGACGUGGUGGAGUUAGGAGCCUACUACUCAGUGAGAAGCUUAGGACCGAAGUAGCCUUUCUACAGAUCUAGGAACAGCUUACCCUCCAACCUACUCCCCCUGCCCCACCCUACCCUCCUCUCUACUCCCCCUGCCCCACCCUACCCUCCUCUCUACUCCCCCUGCCCCACCCUACCCUCCUCUCUACUCCCCCUGCCCCACCCUACCCUCCUCUCUACUCCCCCUGCCCCACCCUACCCUCCUCUCUACUCCCCCUGCCCCACCCUACCCUCCUCUCUACUCCCCCUGCCCCACCCUACCCUCCUCUCUACUCCCCCUGCCCCACCCUACCCUCCUCUCUACUCCCCCUGCCCCACCCUACCCUCCUCUCUACUCCCCCUGCCCCACCCUACCCUCCUCUCUACUCCCCCUGCCCCACCCUACCCUCCUCUCUACUCCCCCUGCCCCACCCUACCCUCCACUCUACUCCCCCUGCCCCUCCUUACCCUCCACUCUGCUCCCCCUGCCCCUACCUCUCCCUACCCUCCCCCUGCCCCUCCCUGGCUGUCUCUUCCCCCCGCCCUUCCCUGCACCCCUCUCCGCUCUCGCCCUUCCUAUCCAUCCUGACCCAGCGGUCCUCAGAGGCUGGCCUGUGCUCAGUCAUGUUUAGGUUUGGCCGUUUGUUGUGUCUGCUCGGCUCUCCCAUCCGCAGAAUCCCUCUCCACACACUAUCUGCCCAUACAAACAGUGCCACCGCAACACAUUCUGACAGGAAGCCAGGCUCCGGCUGUUCCAAAUGGACUCUUUCAUAGCAGCAGGGGCCAGCUAGGCUGCAGACACAGAGCUAACUAUCUGGCUGUGUGUUGUGGUAGAGCCUAGACAGAGGUCACACUGCACCUCUGAGGGUGUGAGCUGGGGGACUUUCUGAAUGGGAGGUGGUGAAACCACCGACUCUGUGAAGUGUGUGUGUGGGGUGUGUGUUGUUGAUUGCCGACUUUGCUGGAGAGUGGAACUGAAAGUAACAUUUCUUAUCUCUAUCUGGGCCUUACAAUUGUAGUAAAGUGAAUGAAGCAUCAUGUGACCUGGGAGGAGGAAGUGGACUGACUUCCACUACAGCACAUGUGACUGAUCACUGACCUAGACAACCAGCUACAGUAACAACCAGGAAAUACAGUUUAUAAAGCCUAGACUGGUACAAUAGGCCUGUGGAAUUGACUAAUUGAAUGUGACUCACUCCAACACAAAUAUACAGUUUGUGGAUAUGGAUGUCAUUGGAGAGGGUGGGGAAGGUGGUGGGAGAGAGGGAGGGAGGGAGGGUGGGGGUGGGAGAGAGGGAUGGAGGGAGGGGGUGGGGAAGGUGGUGGGAGAGAGGGAGGGACGGGAUGGGGAAGGUGGUGGGAGAGAGGGAGGGACGGGAUGGGGAAGGUGGUGGGAGAGAGGGAGGGGGUGGGGAAGGGGGUGGGAGAGAGGGAGGGGAUGGGGUGGGAGAGAGGGAUGGAGGAAGGGGGUGGGAGAGAGGGAGGGGGUGUAGUUUCUGGUAACUAUAAGCUUGUGAUUUUGUUUCUGGGUGUGGCUAAAAAGACACAUAAACACACACACACACACACACACACACACACACACACACACAUUGUAAUGUUGUAAUAUUGUGGUAUUAUACAUUUUGUAUUGUAGAUAUGUAGUGGUAGAGUAGAGUAGUGUGUAAUAAUGUGUUGUAUUGUAGAUAUGUAGUGGUAGAGUAUUGUGUAAUAAUAUGUUGUAUUGUAGAUAUGUAGUGGUAGAGUAUUGUGUAAAAAUGUGUUGUAUUGUAGAUAUGUAGUGGUGUAAUAAUGUGUUGUAUUGUAGAUAAGUAGUGGUAGAGUAUUGUGUAAAAAUUUGUUGUAUUGUAGAUAUGUACUGGUGUAAUAAUGUGUUGUAUUGUAGAUAUGUAGUGGUAGAGUAGUGUGUAAUAAUGUGUUGUAUUGUAGAUAUGUAGUGGUAGAGUAUUGUGUAAUAAUGUGUUGUAUUGUAGAUAUGUAGUGGUAGAGUAGUGUGUAAUAAUGUCUUGUAUGAUGUCUUGUACUCUUUUAUUUUGUAUGUAAUUGCCUUAAUCUUGUUUGGACCACAGGAAGAGUAGCUGCUGCCUGGGCAGGAAGUAAUGUGGAUCCUUAAUAAAUACAAAUACACACACAGACACACACACACACACACACGCACACACACACACAUCUGUAUUUUGAGGUCUCCAUUAGGCUACAACUGGUCAUGUGUUAGAGAUUUAAAAUCCCAGUCAUAAAUCACAACAUGGCUGACUGACUGCACUGUUGCAAUGGCUGCUAGGAGAGAAAUGGUCAUAUACCUUCUCUGUCUGACUGGUCCUGGACAAUGACCGUGAUCUGUUCAUCACCAGGGCGGAGAGAGGGAAGAAAGGAGAGAAGAGAGAGGAGAGUAGUGAGGUAGCAACAAUGGGAAGGAAGGAAGAGAAAGCAGAGUGUUUGGUUCAGGGA